This is a messenger RNA of Drosophila obscura, 1605 nucleotides long. Its product is annotated as T-box transcription factor TBX3. Gene Ontology annotation, molecular function: DNA-binding transcription factor activity, RNA polymerase II-specific; RNA polymerase II cis-regulatory region sequence-specific DNA binding. Lineage: Eukaryota; Metazoa; Arthropoda; Insecta; Diptera; Drosophilidae. The transcript is spliced from 5 exons. Bases 16 to 1458 code for a protein of 480 amino acids. The record is from RefSeq and is a predicted model, not a curated record. Gene Ontology annotation, biological process: cell fate specification; regulation of transcription by RNA polymerase II; positive regulation of DNA-templated transcription. Gene Ontology annotation, cellular component: nucleus.
UUACCCCCCACCAACAUGAUUACCAUGAACGAGCUGGUGGAUCUGCGGAUGCAGCAGCACAUAGCGCACGAGAUCUAUCGCCAGCAGAUUAUGCAGCGAAUACCAGAUCCCUUUCCCCCCAUGCUGCCCAUUCACAUGCCACGUCACGUGAUCAUGCCACCGCGUGUGACACUGCCCGGCGUGGAUAUGACACUGCAGAACGACGAUCUGUGGAAGCAAUUCCAUCAAAUUGGCACGGAAAUGAUCAUCACCAAGAGCGGCAGACGCAUGUUCCCCUCCAUGAGACUGAGCGUCUCCGGGCUGGAGGAUGAGACCAACUAUUGCGUACUGCUGGAGAUGGUGCCCAUUGGCGAUGCCCGCUACAAGUUCUCCGGCUCGCAGUGGGUCCCGGCUGGAGGCGCCGAGCCGCAGAGUCCCCAGCGCAUGUAUCUGCAUCCGGACAGCCCGGCCACAGGCGCCCACUGGCAGGCCCAGCCCAUUCUCUUCAACAAGGUGAAGCUGACCAACAAUACGCUGGACAACAGCGGCCAUAUUGUCCUGGCCAGCAUGCACAAGUAUCAGCCGCGUCUGCAUGUCAUACGCACCGCUGAUCUGGCGCAGAUUCCCUGGGCCCCACAGCAGGCCUUUGUGUUCGCCGAGACGGAGUUUGUGGCCGUGACAGCGUAUCAGAAUGAUCGCAUCACCAAGCUGAAGAUCGACAACAAUCCGUUUGCCAAGGGCUUCCGCGAAACGGGACAGUCGCGCUGCAAGCGGAAGAUGUCUUCAUCGCCAACCGGUGAAGAUCAAGAUCAGUCGCUGUCGCUGUCAACGUCCCAAUCCCAAUCCCAAUCGCUUGACAUGUCGCCAACAAAAUCCAGCGAAACAGCAACGACAGCGGGCCACAGCAACAACAGCAACAGCCACAACGAUCUCGGAUCGGAUGGGCCGCAAAUUAAGCGACUGAGAUCAAAUGGUUCCGCCUGCUCCUUAUCCUCGUCGCUGGAUGGCGGCGGUGGCGGUGGUGGCGUCGCAGAGCCUGUGCCAAUGUCUGUGCCUGGCGCCAGCGCCAGCUCCAUGGGCCUGGGCUCACCGCCCCCAGGCCUGGGGCAUCAUCGCAGCGUCUUCAUGCAGCACUUCCAGACGCUGCUGCGACCCUCGCUGGUGGACCUGGCCUGCACGUACUUCGGACGCAGUCCCCACGACUACAAUGGCGCAAUGCCAUCGGCGUAUCCGCCAGCCACCAUUUUGCAAGCUGCUCUGCCCCCACUUCCUGCGCUGCCACUGCCGCAGGACAUUUCCGGUGGUGAGCCGACAUCGGAUGAGUCUGGGGCGGAUGACCUGGAGCUGGAUGUGGGGAGCGAGACGACAGCAGCGGCGCUGCAACAGCAGCAGCAGCAGCAGCCAGUAGAGCAGCCGCCGGAACCCUCCACCAGGAGCAAGGGCUUCAGCAUAUCCGCCAUUUUGGGCGGUGGCAGCUAGAGGAGGAGGAGGAGGCGACGAAGGAUCCCUCAUGGAAUGCCCCGCUCUGUUACUAAUUCUGAUAUUACCUUGGCCUGAUUAGAUCAUAAGCUAGAAUAACUUUUUAUCGAUUAAAGUUACUUUUAAAAGCAAAAACAAAAACAAAAU